AACAGAUUUUCCAAAGCUUUUGGAAAAAUAUGAAUUGGAAUGAGAAAAAAACAUAUGUAAAUAACCUUGUAGAUAUUUCUAAGGCAAAGAGAGCAAAGAACGAGUCAAGGCGAUCAAACACUCUUACUUAUCAUUUGAGGCUUAAUAAUGAUAGAUUAAGAGUUUGCAAGAACAUGUUUUUGAAUACCUUGAGUUUAAAAGAGUGGACAGUUCGUUCCUGGACUAUUCUUCCAGCGGGUAAACGUCCCUUCCCUGUAACAAAAGACCCAAAUUUAUCCCUAAAAAGAACUUUUGUUAAACAGUUUUUAGAUUCUCUUCCAAAGCUUCCUUCCCACUACUGCAGAGCUUCUUCAAAUAAAUUAUACCUUGAGCCCGUUUUUAAUACUCAGAGUCAGUUAUAUAAUACGUAUAAAAUUGAAGCUGAACAACUGUUGCAACCUGUCGCUUCCAGAAAAGUGUUUGAUAGUGUAUUUUUCAAAGAAAAUUUGGGAAUAUUUAAUCCAAAAAAGGACGAGUGUAAUAUAUGUUGCGGUUUUAAAACUAAGAAUAUAUCGGAAAAAGAAUAUAAUGUUCACAUAGAUCGAAAAAAUACUGUUAGAGCUGAAAAAUGUAAAGAUAAAACGUUGGCUCUUAAUGGUGAAAUUCAUUUGAUAACAGCUGAUUUACAAGCUCUAAAAUUAUGCCCAAAAUUAAAUGCUAGUGCUGCUUACUACAAAACCAAACUUGCUGUUCACAACUUCACAAUAUAUAAUCUGGCUACAAAGGAUGUUAUGUGCUACUGGUUUGAUGAGACCGAGGGUGAUCUGAAAUCAUCAUCUUUCACAAAUUUCUAUAUUGAUUACAUUACGUCAAUACUA
Messenger RNA from Rhagoletis pomonella (apple maggot), 857 nucleotides. RefSeq lists its product as uncharacterized. The record is from RefSeq and is a predicted model, not a curated record. Lineage: Eukaryota; Metazoa; Arthropoda; Insecta; Diptera; Tephritidae.